Molecule: messenger RNA, 702 nt
Organism: Lolium rigidum
Lineage: Eukaryota; Viridiplantae; Streptophyta; Magnoliopsida; Poales; Poaceae
Exons: 2
Coding region: 132-383 (83 amino acids)
Source: RefSeq, a predicted model, not a curated record
GCAUGGUUCUAUUUAACCACCACCGCUACCAGCCUAGCAAGUAACAUGUUGCCCAGCCCUUCCUGUAGUCUCCUCUCCCGUUCUCUGCCUCGGCUAGCUCCAGCAAGGUAAAUCUUUGCGUCGGAAGAUAGAUGGUGAUGAUGGGGCAGCUGGGGAGGUUCGUGGACGGGAUCAGGUCGAAGAUGCAGGCCGGCGGCUUCGGGAAGAAGGGAGCGGGGAAGAAGGCGGCGGCAGCGGCGGCGUAUGACAAGAUGGGCAAGACGGACAGCAUGAGGGUGGAGAUCAAGAGCCGGCAGGCGCAGAAGCUCAUCGCCAAGAACCUCGUCGCCGCCGAAUCCAUCGGCCGCAGGAGCAGGAACAAGCGCUUCUUCCUCGCCUUCUGAAUUUCUGAUCCAAGCAACAUCAGGAGAACCAGCCGUCCUUGUUCUUCAAAAAGGAGAGAUGUCCUGUCCUAACCUGUGAGCCUUAAUUAGAUAGCGCGGCUGCGAUUGAUCACACACACAUGUAAAUGGUGAUAUGUAUCCUCAGUUCCUCACCUCACCCGUGAGCUUGCUAUUAGAUUCCUAAGCUUUGCAAACUGGAAUUAAUGUUUGUUCAAACUGUAACAGCAUCUGUCAUUCGCUCAUAUAUGUAUCCGUACAAAGUGCAUGUUGUACUUGUUUCAACAUUGAACCUUGCUUACAACAUGGCUUUAUUGAUUCA